AUCGGCCUAUAAAUCCCGGUGCAGACUGCAGAGCACGGCAGCGGUUCCAUAGGCCGAGCUUGCUGGCACAUCACAUUGGCAAGCGAGGCAGGCGAAUCGGUCGCCAUUCUCUUCUCCUCUUCCCUUGAGAGCUGAGAAGCGAGGAGGCGAGGAUGCUGCUGCACGGGCUCGUGGACCGGCUGACGGGGAAGAACAAGGAGGCGUGGAAUGAGGGGAGGAUCCGCGGCACCGCGGUGGUGGUGAAGAAGGACGUGCUGGGGUUCGGCCACUUCAACGCCUCGCUCCUCGACGGCAUCCACUACAUCCUCGGCCAGGAGGAGGGCCUCGCGUUCCGGCUCGUCAGCGCCACCGCCGCAGACGCCGGCAAUGGAGGCAAGGGGAAGGUGGGGAAGGCGGCGCACCUGGAGGAGGCGGUGGUGACGCUCAAGUCUAAGACGGACGGGGAGGCCGUGUACAGGGUGAACUUUGAGUGGGACGAGUCGCAGGGCAUCCCCGGCGCCGUCCUCGUCAAGAACUACCAGACCGAAGAGGUCUUCCUCAAGACGCUCACCCUCGAGGGCGUCCCCGGCAAGGGCACCGUCGUCUUCGUCGCCAACUCGUGGGUCUACAACUACAAGCUCUACUCCCAAGACCGCAUAUUCUUCGCCAACGACACCUAUCUUCCUAGCAAAAUGCCUGCGCCAUUGGUGCCUUAUCGGCAAGAUGAACUCAAGGUUCUCCGAGGCGACGAUAAUGCCGGACCAUACAAGGAGCAUGACCGUGUCUACCGUUAUGACUACUACAACGACCUUGGUGAGCCAGACAAGGGUGAAGACCAUGCACGGCCGGUCCUCGGUGGCAGCCAAGAGCACCCAUAUCCCCGCCGUGCCAGAACUGGCCGGGACAAAACGGUAACUGACAAAAAUUCAGAGAGCAGGCUUUUCCUGCUGAACCUGAACAUCUACGUUCCACGUGAUGAACGCUUUGGGCACCUCAAGAUGUCAGACUUCCUUGGUUACUCUCUGAAGGCAAUCAUUGAGGCUGUUCUUCCGACAAUAGGGACUUUCAUCGAUGAUACGCCAAAGGAGUUUGAUUCGUUUGAAGACAUACUAGGACUCUAUGAACUUGGUCCGGAAGCACCCAAUAACCCAGUAAUAGAAGAGAUCAGGAAGAAAAUCCCCAGUGAGUUUCUUAGAAGUCUUUUGCCGAAUGGUAGUCAUGACCACCCCCUAAAGAUGCCCCUUCCGAAUAUCAUCAAAUCAGAUGUGUUGAAAAAGGCUCCGGAGCAUAAGUUUGGCUGGAGGACUGAUGAGGAGUUUGCACGAGAAAUGCUUGCAGGCGUGAACCCAGUGAUGAUCAGACGUUUGACGGAGUUCCCUGCUAAAAGUACCUUGGAUCCAAGUCAGUAUGGAGACCAUACCAGCAAGAUCACUGCAGCUCACAUUCAGCACAACCUGGAAGGCCUGACAGUGCAGAAUGCACUGAGGAACAACAAGCUCUUCAUUCUGGACCACCAUGAUCACUUCAUGCCGUACCUCGACCGGAUCAACAAGUUGGAGGGCAACUUCAUAUACGCCAGCAGGACCCUGCUGUUCUUGAAGGACGACGGCACCCUGAAGCCCCUCGCUAUUGAGCUGAGCCUGCCCCACCCUGAUGGCCAGCAGCACGGCGCGGUCAGCAAGGUGUACACCCCGGCUCACACCGGCGUCCAAGGCCAUAUCUGGCAGCUUGCAAAGGCGUACGCUUGCGUCAACGACUCUGCGUGGCACCAGCUUAUCAGCCACUGGUUAAAUACGCACGCGGUGAUCGAGCCGUUCGCCAUCGCGACGAACCGGCAGCUCAGCGUGGUGCACCCCGUGCACAAGCUGCUGAGCCCGCACUACCGCGACACGAUGAACAUCAACGCCCUGGCACGCCAGACGCUCAUCAACGCCGGCGGCAUUUUCGAGCUCACCGUGUUCCCGGGGAAGUAUGCGCUGGGAAUGUCCUCUGACGUGUACAAGAGCUGGAAUUUCAACGAGCAGGCCCUCCCUGCUGAUCUCGUCAAGAGAGGUGUCGCCGUGCCAGACCAGUCGAGCCCGUACGGUAUCCGGCUGCUGAUCAAGGACUACCCGUACGCCGUGGACGGGCUGGUGAUCUGGUGGGCGAUCGAGCGGUGGGUCAAGGAGUACCUGGACAUCUACUACCCGAGCGACGCCGAGAUCCGGCGCGACGAGGAGCUGCAGAAGUGGUGGAAGGAGGUGCGCGAGGAGGCGCACGGCGACCUCAAAGACCGGCACUGGUGGCCCAAGAUGGACACAGUCCAGGACCUGGCCAGGACGUGCACGACCAUCAUCUGGGUGGCGUCGGCGCUGCACGCGGCCGUCAACUUCGGGCAGUACCCGUACGCCGGGUACCUCCCGAACCGGCCGACCGUGAGCCGGCGGCCGAUGCCGGAGCCGGGCAGCAAGGAGUACGCGCAGCUAGAGCGCGGGCAGGAGGAGGUCGACAAGGUAUUCAUCCGCACCAUCACCAGCCAGUUCCAGACUAUCCUGGGCGUCUCGCUCAUCGAGAUCCUGUCCAAGCACGCCUCGGACGAGGUGUACCUCGGCCAGCGCGACGAGCCGGAGCGCUGGACGUCGGACGCCAGAGCGCUGGAUGCGUUCAAGAGGUUCGGCAGCCGGCUAGUGGAGAUCGAGAACCGGAUCAAGACGAUGAACGACGACACAACAUUCAAGAACCGGAAGGGGCCGGUGGAUAUGCCGUACAUGCUGCUGUACCCCAACACGUCGGACGCCGACGGCACCAAGGGCGUGGGGCUCACAGCCAUGGGCAUCCCCAACAGCAUCUCUAUCUGAGCGGAUAUAUGUAUCUCGAUGAUGGCACAUGCUGCUGCUAGCUGCUAUGCGUUCGCCAUUGUCAGUCUGUUGUGUGCGCCACCGAGCAUUGUGUUUCUUCAUUUGUUUUUGGGCGGCCGGUUGCAAUUGUCAGGGGGGUAGUCAGUUAGUGUAUGGAGUGUGAUUGUUGCCAUGUAUGUCUAAAUGCCUUCAUUUUCGUCGGGAAUAAAAUGCAAGCUUUUGCCGUAA
Messenger RNA from Phragmites australis (common reed), 3044 nucleotides. RefSeq names its product probable linoleate 9S-lipoxygenase 4. The transcript is spliced from 9 exons. Lineage: Eukaryota; Viridiplantae; Streptophyta; Magnoliopsida; Poales; Poaceae. Gene Ontology annotation, molecular function: metal ion binding; oxidoreductase activity, acting on single donors with incorporation of molecular oxygen, incorporation of two atoms of oxygen; protein binding. The coding region runs from base 153 to 2816 and encodes 887 amino acids. The record is from RefSeq and is a predicted model, not a curated record. Gene Ontology annotation, biological process: lipid oxidation.